CUCGGAUACCUACGUACGUGUGGACUUUUCAAAUAUCGUACUCAUUAUGACUGAAGUUGCAAGUCGCACAUGUUCACUUUCCUCAAUCGAUGAAUCUUUAGCUAGGCAAUUGGCCAAGGUUCACUCUGAGCAAGUAAAAAAACAAAAGUUGCGUCAGAAAAUUAAAAAUGAAAGCAUUGAAAUUCGUGAACUUGAAAGCAAACUACGAAGUGCUUAUGUAGCUAAAGAACAACUUGCACAAAUGGCCGAAAAACGUGCUCUUGCUUAUGACUUGAUGACUGAAGAAGCUUUACAAGCUCAUCGUUUAAAUUCACAACUUGGUGAUGAAUUAAUUAGAGCUGAAGAAGAAGAAGCUCGUAGAAAACAAUCACAAAUUCAACUUCGAAAUGAAUUAGACACACAAAUAAUGGAACAAGUAGAAUUACGAAAAAAGGUUUAUCAAGAAUUUUUACAUGAUAAACAAAUGGUUGAUGAAGUUGUCAAGCGAAUAAAAGAAGAAGAUGAAUAUGAACAGCAAAAACGCCAAAAAAGAAAAGAAUCAAUUCGUCAAGAAAUUGAUCAAUAUCAAAAGGAACGUGAAGAACAUAUAAAAGCUGAAAAAGAAAGUCUUCAAAAAGAAUUGGAAGCAGUUAAUGCAUAUACUGCUAAGAAAGAUAAUGAAGAACAGUUAAUUAAAGCAGCACUUAAAUCAAGACAAGAACAUAUUGAAAAGUUACAAGAUGAACUAGGCAAAAGUCUGUUAGAAAAAGAAAAAGAACGCAGAGAACUAGAAGAAAUACGUCAAACAUUAAUUUUGGAAGAAAAUGACAAAAAGAUUAGAGAAGAACGAGAAAAUCAAUGGAUAACAAAGUUGACUAAUCAACGGAAACUCUAUGAAGAUUAUAAAGAACAACUUUUAUUGAAAGAAAAACAAAAACAGAUUGAAAAACAAGAAGCUUUACAGAUUCGAAAUUAUAUGUUAGCUAAAUUUGAAGAAGACGAACGUUUAGAGCAAGCAGAAUUAGAAAAACGUCAUCUUAAACGAAUGGAAUACGCUAAUGAAGCACAUAAAUUGUUAAUUGAAAAACGUCAACGUAUAAUGCAAGAGUAUGAACAGGCGAAAAAAGAGCUAAAUGCAGAAAAACAACGCAUUUUAGAAGAAAAACGAAUUGUGGAAGAGGAAAGACAACAUUUACUAAGACAACAUGCCAAUAAUUUAUGGAAUCAUUUGCCCAAAGGUAUUUUCCGAUCAAAGGAAGAAUAUGAAUCCCUUAAACAUCUAAAUUGUGAAAAAUAAGUGUAUUUACUUUCUUCAAACUAAGAAAUCUUAUCCCACAUUUAUCAUAAAAUACUCGUGAUCUAUUAUUAGGGUUAUAUUUUAAUUAUGAUGCAUAAAUUUCGAUAUUCAAUAAUAAAUUAUUUAUACACACAAUUUUUCAUGAUAUUAUGUUUCAUCCUAGC
Schistosoma mattheei is the source of this 1440-nucleotide messenger RNA. Lineage: Eukaryota; Metazoa; Platyhelminthes; Trematoda; Strigeidida; Schistosomatidae. The record is from the annotation of a GenBank genome assembly.